Molecule: messenger RNA, 183 nt
Organism: Phytophthora nicotianae INRA-310
Lineage: Eukaryota; Oomycota; Peronosporomycetes; Peronosporales; Peronosporaceae
Exons: 1
Coding region: 1-183 (60 amino acids)
Source: RefSeq, a predicted model, not a curated record
AUGAAGAGGAUACAAAACAACAGCAAAGAAAGAGCAAUGUACGUCAACAACGAGACAGAGAGUUGGCUGCAAUGUUACUGCAACGACAAGUACAGGUGUGGCUAUUACGGCGCCAGGAGACUCUACACGCUCAGGAAGUCCAGAGACUACGUGGAGAUCUGCGAAAAGCUGCAAUAUGCGUGA